CUCCUGAGUCUCUUCCUACUUCCGUCCUUUGCCUGUGCCACCAUAAAACCUGUGUCCCCCGGCCCUGGUGACGUGUUCAGAUCUGGAUCACCCUGUUCCAUCUACUGGGAUACCGACUCCGCCCAGCCGUGGAGAAACACCACCAUCCGCCUCAUGUCCGGCUCCAACUUGGACAUGUCUUUUGUCACGACCGUUGUUGGGCACCUAAACGGGACCAACUUAACAUCGUACAACUGGACGUGCCCUGACGUGAAGCCACAUUCAGCUAUUUACUUUUAUCAGUUUACGAACAACGAGGACUUGGCUGGAUCCACUUGGACCUCUCGUUUCACAAUCGCUUCAUCUUCUGGCAAUACCACUCUCCCUGAACACAGCAAGCAGCCUGGUGGGGAUCCUAUUCCGUGGGGCGUUGGACAUCUUGUAUCCCCCAUUAGCACAGCUCCAUCGAGCCCGGCCGUUUCA
Messenger RNA from Suillus clintonianus, 462 nucleotides. RefSeq lists its product as uncharacterized. The record is from RefSeq and is a predicted model, not a curated record. The annotation marks the transcript as partial. Lineage: Eukaryota; Fungi; Basidiomycota; Agaricomycetes; Boletales; Suillaceae. The transcript has 4 exons.